This is a messenger RNA of Zonotrichia albicollis (white-throated sparrow), 1028 nucleotides long. The record is from RefSeq and is a predicted model, not a curated record. Lineage: Eukaryota; Metazoa; Chordata; Aves; Passeriformes; Passerellidae.
CCUCUGGAAGUAAAACAACCUCUUGGAUGUCUCUUGAUUAAAUUAUGACUCAAUAUUGUGGGUUUAGAAGCAGAGAAUCCACCCAGUUUGGUGGGAACCAUGGAGAAGGUGCGAAGAGCAGAGCGCAGGGAGCAGCUGGCAGCUGAUCUGAGCCCGCAGAGCUCCUGGCAGGGAUACAGCGACAUGCCAUCGUGUUUCCAGGAUGAUCCCUAUGCUGAGUCAUCCAUCCUUUCUGGCACACAGUCAGACCUUCCCAUGGAUCAGAGGGAAGCGAGGAGGCUGGUGAUGAAGAGGAAGGUGCUGAGGCACAGACCUGAUGGAAGGGUGGAGGUCUCCGAAGAGUCACCGAGCAUCAAGUCAGAUAUAAACACCUGUCCAUGGAACCUGGGGCAUUCCAGGACUUACAUGGAAGACGCCAUCUCCGAAGGGGGAACAGAGACCACCAGCGGCAACUUGGAGGACUUCCUGCACUAUGAGGAUGAUGAGUGGUUCCUUGAGGACAGGCCUUACUCUCUUCUGGGGGAUUUUGGGAGCAACACUGCAUCCGAGCGCGCCAUGCCCCCCGAGCGAUUGCCCGUGGUGCCCGCUUACAUUGCUCCUCAGGCUGAGAGAGUGAGGAGAACUGACCCGGUGGCCAGGCUCAAUGCGUACAGGCAGGACUGGCAAAGGUUCCGCUUUCCCGGGCAGGAUUCCCACCAGGGCUUGCGCUGGGCCAUGCGGACGCAGAUGCUGCAGUCGGGGCUGCCGCGCCAGGUGCAGAAACGCCUCGUGCCCAACACGUACGAGGUGCCCACGACGAAGAAGCGCGACUCGCUGCGCUUCGGCGUGCGCUACGACCUGGCCCACUGCAACAUGCCCCGCCGGAACACCACCUCCUAGAGCCACAGCCCCGCUGCUUGCUUCUCCUCAACAUCCUCCCUAGGCUGGAAAAUCCCCCGGUGCACUUCAAGCAGCUUAAGUUUUGGUGUGGAGGAGGUUUUCUUUGCAAUGUCUCGGCAGUAUCUUUCUCAAUAAAGCAUUUGCAAAGA